AUGGCCAUGGUAGAAUUAGACAAGUAUGUAACUAUGAUUGAUGCCAUUAUAAGUGUAUCGGAUCCAUAUCAAGUUAGUCCCAAAAAAAUAAGAAAGGCUAUUCAAGAAUUGUUUGCAGUUGAUUUAACUCCAAAUAGAAAAGAAAUGAAUGAUUUGAUUUUGGAAAGGUUUAAUGCCUUGCAAGAGAAUCCAAUGGUAUUUGUUAGUAAAGAAUUAAUGGAAGAUAAGGAUGAAGAAAUAGCAUUACGAAUUAGUGAAAAUGAUAAAAAAAUAAAAAGAGAUAGUGAUAAUGAAAGCUCGAAAAGACAAGCUCGUAAAGCUACCACAAGAAAGAAACGUAAAACAACAUCAGCUAGAACUCCAUCAUCAAAUGGUAUUAAUGCCAAGAACGUUAUUUUAAGUGAUUCUAUGCAAGAGUUUUUGGGUGAAGAAGCUCUUCCGAGAACACAAGUUGUUAAGAGAGUUUGGGAUUAUAUUAAGGAACAUGAUCUACAAAACCCUAAGGAUCGUAGACAAAUUAUUUGUGAUGAAAAGAUGAAACCAAUAUUUGGUAAAUCUUUAGAUAUGUUUCAAUUGACAAAAGUAAUAUCGAAGAAUUUACUUAAUCCUGAUGAACUUGUAAAUGGGGAUACAUUAAUAAAAAAAGGUGGUAAAUCCUCUAAGGAAAUACCAAAAAGUGAAGAGAGUUCCGAGGAGUAA
Messenger RNA from Henningerozyma blattae CBS 6284, 699 nucleotides. RefSeq lists its product as uncharacterized. The record is from RefSeq and is a predicted model, not a curated record. Bases 1 to 699 code for a protein of 232 amino acids. Gene Ontology annotation, biological process: transcription initiation at RNA polymerase I promoter; nucleolar large rRNA transcription by RNA polymerase I. Lineage: Eukaryota; Fungi; Ascomycota; Saccharomycetes; Saccharomycetales; Saccharomycetaceae. The transcript has a single exon. Gene Ontology annotation, cellular component: RNA polymerase I upstream activating factor complex; nucleus. Gene Ontology annotation, molecular function: RNA polymerase I cis-regulatory region sequence-specific DNA binding.